This is a messenger RNA of Musca domestica (house fly), 1671 nucleotides long. RefSeq names its product protein Notchless (gene Nle). NCBI's taxonomy places the organism in Eukaryota, Metazoa, Arthropoda, Insecta, Diptera, Muscidae. Bases 81 to 1553 code for a protein of 490 amino acids. The record is from RefSeq and is a predicted model, not a curated record. Gene Ontology annotation, molecular function: protein binding. Gene Ontology annotation, biological process: Notch signaling pathway; ribosomal large subunit assembly. Gene Ontology annotation, cellular component: nucleolus. The transcript has 5 exons.
ACUCAGUCCAAAGUCAACCUAGGUACCCCUACUGCACGGCACGUGUGUUUACGUUUGUUGUGUUAGAAGAGUUUGUUACAAUGUCGAAAAGAAUUAAAUUAAACGAAGAAGAUUCCAAUGAUGUGGAAGGCGAUCAUGUUACAGAAACUGUGCAGGCCAGAUUUGUUUCGGAUACGGGAGAAGAGGCGGGACCUCCUAUAGAUCUACCAGCUGGCGUAACUGUUGAACAAUUGGGCUUGAUUUGCAAUGCAUUGCUGAAAAAUGAAGAAACCACACCGUACAUAUUCUUUGUUGGAGAUGAUGAAAUUAAAAAGACAUUGGAUUCAACACUGGACCUUAAGACCAUCGACACGGAAAAUGUUAUAAGCAUUGUUUAUCAACCACAGUCGGUAUUUAAAGUUCGCCCGGUGACAAGAUGUACAAGUUCUAUGCCUGGACAUGCUGAGGCUGUUAUUUCUAUAAGCUUCAGCCCUGAUGGCACACACUUGGCCAGUGGCUCAGGUGAUACUACUGUGCGACUAUGGGAUCUUAACACAGAAACUCCACAUUUUACAUGCAGUGGUCACAAACAAUGGGUUAUGUGUUUGGCAUGGUCUCCCGAUGGCAAGAAAUUGGCAAGUGCCUGCAAAUCUGGCAAUAUAAUGUUAUGGGACCCUGAGACAGGAAAACAACUGGGUCGCACACUAACGGGCCACAAGAAAUGGGUUAAUUGUUUAAGCUGGGAGCCAUAUCACAAAAAUCCCGACUGCCGUAAAAUUGCGAGUGCCAGCAGUGAUGGUGAUUGUCGAAUUUGGGAUACCGUUUUGGGACAAUGUUGUAUGGUAAUAUCGGGUCACACAUCAGCAGUUACUGCUGUGCGCUGGGGUGGAGCUGGUUUAAUUUAUACAUCAUCCAAAGAUAGAACAGUAAAAAUUUGGCGAGCCGCCGACGGUGUUAUUUGUCGUACAUUUACUGGCCAUGCCCACUGGGUUAAUAACAUUGCCCUCAAUACGGACUAUGUUCUGCGAACAGGACCCUUCCAUCCAGUUCAGGAUCGUAACAAGAGAUAUUGCGAUAUAAAAAAGGAAGAGUUACAAGAAAUGGCUUUGCAACGUUACAAAAAAGUUUGCCCUGACGAUAUUGAAUCCUUAGUUUCUUGUUCCGAUGACUUUACUUUGUACCUGUGGGUAGCAAAUCAGAAUAAAUGUGUACAACGUAUGACUGGUCAUCAAAAUGUUGUGAAUGAUGUUAAGUAUUCACCAGACGUGAAACUGAUAGCGUCAGCUUCCUUUGACAAAUCUGUACGUUUGUGGCGAGCCAAAGAUGGACAAUUCUUAAACACUUUUCGUGGCCAUGUUCAAGCGGUCUAUACUCUAGCGUGGUCUGCAGAUUCUAGAUUACUUCUUAGUGGAAGUAAGGACUCGACAUUAAAAGUUUGGAGUGUGCAAACCAAGAAACUGGCACAAGAACUUCCCGGUCACGCAGAUGAAGUCUUUGCUGUAGACUGGGCACCAGACGGUUCUAAAGUGGCAUCUGGUGGAAAAGAUAAAGUUGUAAAAUUGUGGGCUUAUUAACUAUAUAUAGAAAUGCUAUCUGCGAACACACUGUUUAUAGAAUGCUUUAGUUUUUAAAAAAAUGCAUAACAAUUAAUAUUUUUAUAAUAUUAAACAUCCAAAAAUACUAAAUCACAAA